Molecule: messenger RNA, 977 nt
Organism: Solenopsis invicta (red fire ant)
Lineage: Eukaryota; Metazoa; Arthropoda; Insecta; Hymenoptera; Formicidae
Product: short-chain dehydrogenase/reductase family 16C member 6-like
Exons: 6
Coding region: 16-912 (298 amino acids)
Cellular component (GO): lipid droplet
Molecular function (GO): oxidoreductase activity, acting on the CH-OH group of donors, NAD or NADP as acceptor
Source: RefSeq, a predicted model, not a curated record
AUAUUAAAUAUACAUAUGAAAAAGAUAUUCAUUUUUAGAUCAAUCAUAGAAAAAAUAUGUGAUAUUUUGUCUCUUGUAAUAGAGAUAUUAUUGCUUAUUUUGAAAAUUUUAUAUUACAUCUGCGAGAAUAUAUACAGAGUAAUCAUUCCAAGAAAGAAGAAAAGCGUAACUGGUGAAAUCGUUUUGAUAACAGGUGCAGGUCAUGGUUUCGGAAAAGAAUUAGCGAUUGGUUAUGCUUUGUUAGGAGCAACAGUGGUAUGUUGGGAUAUCAAUAAAGAAACCAACAAUAAGACGAUGAGUGAUAUUAAGAAGAUGGGAAUAGACUCUGUUUAUGCGUAUCGAUGCGAUAUAGCAGACAGAGAAGAAGUUUUUAGAAUAGCUGAGAAAGUAAAAAAAGAAGUGGGCGACGUUACUAUAUUGGUCAAUAAUGCCGGUAUAGGGUUUAGUAAAUCAUUUCUAAAUCAUAAUCCCGAUGAAAUUACCCGACUCACAAACAUCAAUUUGUUAGCACAUUAUUGGACGUUGAAAGCAUUUUUACCAAGGAUGAUUGAAAAGAAUUACGGUCACAUUGUGGCACUCUCAUCAAUAGGACUCAUUGGUGCUCCUUAUGGAACGAUUUACUGUCCUUCAAAAUUUGCAGUCAAAGGAUUAAUGGAAGCUAUUUCUGAGGAAUUACGUACACUGAGUAACGGAAAAUCCUCUAUUAAGUUCACUACAAUUUAUCCUGCUCUAGUGCUUACUGGAAUUGUUAAAAAACGAAAACUUAGGUUUCCAUGGUUUGGAAGUUAUAAACCACGGAAAGCAGCUUCAUUAAUAAUUGAUGCGCAAAGACGAAAUUACGAAAAUAAAAGUCUACCUUGGUUUUGGUUACCAAUAAUGAAGAUAGGAAGGUACAUAAAAAUAAAAAUUUAAUCAUAACGUAGACACACAAUAUAUUUUUAGAUGUGCGAUAAUAAGCCGCAGAACAAUUCACUAAA